UUGCGCUAUGGCAAAAUAAGAGUAAAUACUAAGGAGAACACCCUCGCCGUCUGCAUCGCUUCCCUCGCACAAGGCCUCUGCUCAUCACCUCCGGCCAGGGGGAAGAUAAGGGACUGAGGGCAAAAGAAGUGAAAAGGGCAGAGGAACAGUCCUUGGUUCCGAGCUCCACAAGGCUCAAGCCACCUGCAGACACAGCAGGAGCGGUCGGGAGCUCAGGCGCAGCUGAACCCUGAACACUGGAGCCUGUUUCUGCCAGCGAAGGCUCUCAGCCGUGCUGAAGGACACAGCCCUGUCCCGGGGCUGCAAGGGACCCCGGCUGCUUCCAGCUGCAGCGCUCCUCCAGCUGCCCAGCCCCAAGGUUCCGCGGUUGCCAUGGCUCGGCAGAACCAACACAAAGCACCUCCUCCAGAGAGACCGUUGUGGAUGCAAGAGGCUGAAGGAUGCUCCCUGGCAGGAACAGCUUUUCAGCUUCAGCAGAAAUAUCAGAGGGCCCGUUCCCACUGGGACCCUUCCCGAGGCACAUCUGGAUCCACAGUAACACUCCCCAGGAUGGCUUGGAUGAGACUUGCCAUGAGAUCUGGAAGCGCGUCCAACGACUGCCUGAGCAGCUGCAGGCACCAUUGCUGGUGGCCCCGCUGCAGCAUGGGCUCUGCUCAGAGCUGCUGGAGAGCCCGUGGACAGACACCACCACAUCCCAGAGCAACAACUACUUGCUAAAUGAACCAGAGGGACUUGAAAGCAUAUACACGGCAAUGAUUGGAAAAAAAGAACGGGAGAUGAAAUUAAAAGCUCUCUGUGAUGCUCAGCUUUCUGCUAAGUCCGUUAUCACCGGCUUUCUGUGCCCAGCAAAGUCCCACAAGAACUCCAAGGGGCUGGAGGAUCGCAACGUGACAGGCACCGGCAGCACAGAGAGCAGCAAGCUGGAGGUGCCACUGGUACUGAAGGACACAGACACAGCCAAAGGCACAGGCAGCCAGGCAGUGGCUGAGGAAACUAAGGUGGUGAAGGAAGUCUGCCCUGCCAAGAGCACUACAGCUGCGUCAUCAACAGCAGAAAGCGAAGCCCCAGGACAAAAGGAGCAGCUCCCACAGCUUGCCAAGACUUGCCCCCAAACCAGUUUCGAUGCAGUCACCAAGAAUGCAGUGACUACUGGAACAUCGGAUAAGAGAGGUGUUAAAUACAACGCCAGUACUUCAGGCUUUAUUACUGCUUCAGGGAUCACGGGACUGAACCAGCCGGUGUGGCAGAGUCUGAGCUUCCCUCUAUUUCCCAUCUUUCCCAACCACUUUCCACAGUUCCAGGGUCUGUAUCCAAGAGUGAGGAUCCCAUUCCAGCAAGCUCUGCACCCCUCCUUCGCAUGCUACUCGGGACAGGUACCUCUGUACAGCCCACAGCAGAUGUUCCCACCACCUCCCGCUCCCAUAGUGAACUACAUCACCCUGGUCCCGCCGCUGUAUCCGUACCAGCAGAUCAGCCCAGCCGCGCUGCACAGCAGCAUCCAGGACCUGCCACCGAUGGCCGGCAAUGGGAUCCAACUCCCGUUUUCCCCUUCCCAAGGGCUCGGUGCCAUGCCUGGAGGAGCUGUGACACCUCACCUCAACUACAUUACCAGCAACAACCCAGGAAAAUUCUAAGUGAAGCCUGGUUUUCUACCCCAGUAUCCAGAGAACACCCUUAUCUACCUGUUUAAGUCCUAGGGUCCUAUGAGGAUUUCAUGUUUUCCCCAAAGUGACUAUUUCCAUCUCGAAUAAUCCCCUAUGAUUUAUAUAGCACGGAACAGCUGCAUGACAAUUGAUCUGAAAUGGGUUUUUCUUAGGAUGACAGAAUAAAAAGGGGCUUUUUUGUUGUUUGGAAGACGAAUACAAAUAAUAAAAAUGUUUUAUUUAUGACAAA
Pezoporus flaviventris is the source of this 1893-nucleotide messenger RNA. RefSeq names its product chromosome unknown C1orf94 homolog (gene CUNH1orf94). NCBI's taxonomy places the organism in Eukaryota, Metazoa, Chordata, Aves, Psittaciformes, Psittacidae. Bases 441 to 1634 code for a protein of 397 amino acids. The record is from RefSeq and is a predicted model, not a curated record. The transcript has 6 exons.